This is a messenger RNA of Pleurotus ostreatus (oyster mushroom), 1872 nucleotides long. RefSeq lists its product as uncharacterized. The transcript has 5 exons. The record is from RefSeq and is a predicted model, not a curated record. NCBI's taxonomy places the organism in Eukaryota, Fungi, Basidiomycota, Agaricomycetes, Agaricales, Pleurotaceae. Bases 1 to 1872 code for a protein of 623 amino acids.
AUGACACCCUCCUCCAGCGAUGGUAGCACAAAUUCUUCCCUUACUCAGGAAGUAACACACCAAGCUGAAAGGAAAAAAUCCGACGCCGCAAUAGCGGAGACAUACGAGCGGGACAACGAGGCCGCUUCACUUCGCCGACGAGAACCAUGGCACCGUCGCUUGGAACAGAGGCUGGAAUCUCGUUCCCCUAGGGUAUACAGGAUAUUCCAGUUCUGGAGAGGACCACGGCCUAAAGUAGAUCUUCCAGCGCCCUCGCCGUUUCUCGAUAUCGAUGUGGUGGUCAAAGGACAUCAUAUCAAGCUACCCAUUGAAUCAUCGUGGACCCGUAUAACCCGCCCCCUCAGGAAUCCAUGGCUCUUCGCCCUCCUUGUCGCCGCGUACAUCAUUGGCUUCGCUCUAUUGACGCGACAGCAGUGGUUCCUUACACCUGCAUCGUCGUUCAUUGGAUGCACGGCCACCUAUUGGACCGCCAAUGAUGGAUGCGGUCUCAACGGCGACUUGUGCGGGCCAUUUGACGAUGGCUCGACCUUCGAUUUUCGGUGCCCGGCGCAGUGCGCUGACGUUAUCUUGCAGAACCCCAGGACGAUCGGCAAUCAGCAGAUGACCUUGGUGCCUUUGAUCGUGGGCGGCGGCGAUGAUAAUGGGACGUAUCGAGGGGAUAGCUUCAUUUGCUCUGCGGCGACCCAAGCCGGGCUCAUUUCGCAUAAUAAAGGCGGUUGCGCUAGCUUGCAGCUCUUGUCCAACUUUACGGACUUCUUACCGUUCUCUGCCAACGGCCUCAAUUCCGUUGGCUUCCCAACCGUAUUUCCCAUCGGUUUUCGGUUUAUUGGUGGUGCAAACCACAAUUCACAAUGCGAAGACAUCCGCGACCCGGUCCUUGCUUUCAAUGUAAUCAUUACCUGCCUUCUCUUCCUACUUCUCCGACCCAAACCUAUCAUCCUAUAUUGGUGCCUCGUUUGCAUAGGCUUUUGGCAUGUCGUCCUCUUUUCACAACCACACGGCCCACCACCCGCACUCGACACUGCUUUCAGCACAUUCCUACCAACUCUCUUCGUCGCGUAUGCAUUCUGGAGACUGGCCUUCCGCUUCGUUCUCCCUGUCUUUCUCCAGAAAGCACCCAUCGAGGCCAUGGUUUGGUAUCUCGGCCCCUUCUGGGUUACUGUUCUGACAAAUGUUACCAUGGGCAAGAUCCCCAUUAACCGUCUCUACGCUGCCGAUCUCCAACGAAACGGUGCUAUCACUGCGCUCGUCAUCAUAAUCGUAAUUGUCCUCAUCCUCGCGUUGAACCAAGUUCGCGUCGUUCGCAAGACCGGCUGGCUACCAUACUAUCUCGGGUGGUACAUAAUCGGAGGACUGAUCCUUCUGGUUCUCUCCCAACUGCCGGGAUUGGAACUGCGCCUGCACCACUACAUCAUCGGCAUAAUACUGAUGCCUGUUUCUGCGUUCCCCACUCGAUUGUCCGCAAUGUAUCAGGGCUUCCUGUUGGGCUUAUUUUUGAACGGAGUGGCCGCGUUCGGCUUCGACUCUAUACUACAGACUGCGGAAGAUCUGCGGCAGGAUGCUCCCCUGGGGUCGGAUCUACCAACCUUCCUCACUAAUAUGACUAGCUUCAACGCAUCGAUACCAUUCAUUAAUCAGACCAUUUCUUGGGACGUGUUGCCCGAGGGAUGGGACUCAUUUUCGCUACUUGUAGAUGAUGUUGAGCGUUACGCGGGCACCGCGCUCAACUACUCUCUCGCAGCCCUCGAGCCUAGCCUGCCGCAUUUCUUCCGACUUGCUCUACGCUCGGGAGAUUCGACCGGAGACUUCACAAUGCCCGCUACAUUGUGGCCAAAUGGAACCUGGGUUGAUCCUCUGCCAGGACCGUCAUAG